Cadophora gregata is the source of this 5757-nucleotide messenger RNA. RefSeq lists its product as uncharacterized. Bases 2558 to 5389 code for a protein of 943 amino acids. NCBI's taxonomy places the organism in Eukaryota, Fungi, Ascomycota, Leotiomycetes, Helotiales, Ploettnerulaceae. Gene Ontology annotation, biological process: regulation of DNA-templated transcription. Gene Ontology annotation, molecular function: zinc ion binding; DNA-binding transcription factor activity, RNA polymerase II-specific. The transcript is spliced from 10 exons. The record is from RefSeq and is a predicted model, not a curated record.
AGACAGGUCAACAGACGGACAUCGCGGACAUCGCGCACAACUCAUCAAUUGAUCUAAACCUAUGCUCACAAACGCCGUCUUGGUAGUACUCUCGCGAGGAGCAUCCAGGGCCCCUCAGCCAUUCCUUGUUAUUCGACCAUGACAACCGCCUUCUCUCUUACAACCAGUGCACCAUCAAUGCCAUAGUACGCAAAGCCUCGGCGAAUAAUCCAGGCCACUCUGAAGCUUUCGUCUGGAUUCAACGUGGUGUCAUCACCUGCUAAUUGGAAGAGGUUGGGAUCAAAUGGAUCCCCGAUGUUAGGCUUGAUGUCCCUGACAGUUCCCCGCAGUGAUUGGAACCUUUCGUCAUCGGCUCAAGGAAUGCAUCGAACUUGCUCGUGAGGAAUUUUUUGUUUUCCAUCAGCACGGCUUGGAAUUCUGGUCUGCUCCAUGUUCGUAACUCCACCUCCUGGAGGGCUUCCUUGCCUUGCUUCGGCCAUCCUGGAGGAAGUUAGCACGCACGUUGUCAGAGAUGGUACAUUCCGAGCGCUUACUCUCUUCCGCAAAGCGUUGCACGGCCCACAUCAUGAUUCUCAUCGGCUUCAUGUUUGGCAACUCAUAGAUGUCGAUUUUAUUGAGCAGAACAUCCACCACGAACCACCAGAUGAGGGUCGCAUAGACCUUCUGAAACGGCAUGCUCUUCAACUUGUGCUCAAUUUUGAGGGGCAUGUCUCGAGGAACACCAAGCACCUCUCGUAGUGCCGCCGUAAUUGGCGCGUGACUUCUUGUCAUAUUCUGUACAUUCUCAGUGGUGUACCAAUGUGUUCCCGGAACGACGUUCGCACAAGAGUCAACCAUAUCCCAGGUAGCCAGUGGCAACGGGUUGCAACUGUGGAACUUGUAUUCUUCGUCGUUCCUGAGCCUUUCCACGAUGUCCCAUGUGUCUCGGGAGAAGUUGACUAUAGAUUGAUCCAGAUGUCGCAUGAGAGUUGUGACUUCAGACUUGUCGUAACCUUGGAAUUUCUCGAUUCUAGUUGGCUCGAAGACUUCUCUUUCUGUAUUUGACCAACCUAGAGUCUGUAGAGAAGUGGGUGGCUCAUUUGGAGCAGGAUCUGCUGAAGAAGACAGUAUUCGGCCAGGGGUUUCAGGAACCUCCGUUAUUGUCGCAGCCGAUCUCAACUCGGAAUCCUGAUCGCCUAGCUUGAGUCGUCUCAUUGUUUCCAGAAAAGUUAACAUAGCCGCAGCCGCUUCAUUGGCAUAACCUCGACCAGGUGGCUUUAAGCAAUCAGGACAAAUGAAAAUCAAAUUGUCAUUUUCUUGAUUUCCCACCUGAGGAGAGAAAAUCACAUAAUCCGAAGCGGCAUCCUUUUCACCAUCAUCUUGUACCGUCAUCAGACACCAAUGAUGCCACCACUUCCCGCAUUCUUGGAUUUCGCAAGCUACCAUGGCGGUGUCGCGGCUUUUUUGCCACAUGCGAUUAUCAUUCUCGCAAAUAUCGCACCUUGCUGGUCCUGCUUUCUUCUUCUUCUUCGGUGGCAAUAUCGGGGCGGGGCUAUUCUUCACUGGAGGUCUGACGCUCCUCGCCUUCCUGGAUUGAUGUUUUCCGGUCAGUGCAUCAUCGGGUUUGCUUGACACUGUCACAGAAGAUGUCGCUCGGCUGUCCUGGCAACUUUCACUGUAUUGGGAUCAGACAAAGACCAGAAAGAAAUGAGAUAGCAUUGUUCGAACUCAUCUGAAAGGGUUUGCGGCUCCUCAGUUCUGAGCCUCUUUCUGCCCGCAUUAGGUCCUCUUGAAAAGGUGCAAUUGAGACCCCUCUCACGACAAGCCUCACACCGCCCAGAGCUGGUCCGAGGAAUACACUCGAGCUCAGCACUGAUGCAAUGUUCGCAUCUCUCAAUCUUGCCAGAUUUACGGCGCCGUUGAUUCGAUGACAUUGGAGGGACUUCACGAUCGCGUCGUAUCAAGAAUGUUCGAUAGUUCUUCGGAAUUGUGUCUGCUCUGUUGUCGCGAGAUGAGGGCGGGCAAGUUGAUCCUAACACAGUACCUGCGACAGGGACUGUAUGAUCUGACUAAGCGGAUUAGUCUCAUUCUCCAACAUGUUCCUUCCGGGAACUAUACCUUAGUGACUUACAAGGGAAAGCAGGUUCCGCCCCAACGUGGCAGGUGCACUUUCCUGAAAUAGGUAACGACCUCUGAACUGUUAAGAAUUUCUUAUCACUACCUUAUCAAUUGACUACUAGUUGACAGUUACCAAAAUUUUGUAAGAGUGAUAUUAUAUGAUUAUUAUUUUAGGAAAGUACUCCCACGGUAGGGCGGAACCUGCUUUCUCCAUCAAGGUAUGGAAGCUUUCUCUACACUACACCAAGCCCCGCUGCUGCCUGAAUAAGGUCGAACGAGUAUCCACGGGGGCGUUUUGUUGUUUGUUGAGAUUUCCGGGGGGUAGUUGCCUCAUUGAGCUUCCGUCACUGGCUAGUACAAUACUGUGCCUGCCGCUCACCUCUUCCACCCCGUCCACAACAAAGUCUCUCUCCGGCAGUGUCAAUCUUUCUCUCCACAACUGUUGCUCUACCAAUGCUUUAUGAUGUCUCUAGGAACUCUUCUCACGGCUUUUGAUCUAGGCACAGCUACUACGACAGCACGAUUCACCCGCGUGCGUGACAGCCACGAUGCCGCAGGCAAAACUCAUCGUCAGCCUCUCAGCAGCCGUUCCCCCAUUGAGAAGAAAAGUUGGCCUGGUGGAAAUAGAGGUGAUACAAUCGGCAAAGCAUGUCUGCCUACGGACUUGAUAUAUGAUCGAGUCACUGGUGACCUCCUAUUUUGGGGGUUCGAGGCUCAAAGGUACUUGGAUGAUCCAGACCCAGAAUUCUCCAUCGACCGCGUACUAGUUGUCCAGCACAUUAAGCUGCUCCUCAACGAUCCGGAAAAGGCAAAAUCCAAUAGUCCCGCCAUCCAAAGAUACCGGAAGGUACGUGGGGAAAUCUUCCGAGUGCUAGGAAAGACUCCUUUCGACCUCUUCGCAGACUUCGUUGAUGUCAUUGUCAACGAAGUAAUCAAAACCGCUAAACGCUACUUCCAAAACUUCAUUCCCGGUCAGAUUGAGCUAGUGCUCGCAUUCCCAUCUGGAUGGUCAGAUUCGAUCCAUAGACAAGUGGCAGCAAUUGGGGCUGGUGCGAUAAAGAAAGCUCUUGCCACAAACCAACUCCAAAGUGCAGCAUUCGCAAUUGAGAAUGUCUAUACUGUGUCUGAGACUCUGUGCGGGGUGAAAGAAUGGCUUGCCGCUACUAUGGAUGAUGAGGAGGGAUCACUCGAUUUUGUACAGUCAACAAAGAACAUCGCAGAGCUUAGCGUAGGGGAUGUCUUUAUUGCAGCGGAUAUUGGUGGCGGUACUGGAUGCAUGACAGUUUUGAAAUUGGUAUCCAAGGAACCACUACAGGUCGAUCAGCUUGGCAAAACCAAAUCUCUGGAAGUGUCAGGCGAAGCCGUCGAAGCCGAAUUUGAGCGGAAGCUUCGACUCAUGAUCACACAAGAUGAUUACGAUGGCGAUAUCGAACGACAGAUCAAACGUAUCUGCCGUUUAUUCAAGGAGGAGAAGAAAGAUUGUAGUCCAAGACUCGGAAACUCCACUUGGACUAUAGAGAUCAAACUUCGACCGAAUCCAGCCAAAGGUUUCUAUGCUAAUUUUAUGAAAAUCGAUCGGGAACUCCUCGAUGGAUGCUUUGACCCGAUCAUCGACACCCUCAAAAGUGCAAUCAAGCAGAUCCUGGAAAAUAUAUCCGACAUCAAGGCAAUCAUCUUCCUCGGACAGUUUGGCGGCAGCUCAUCUUAUCUCAGAAAAUGCUUGGCAAGAAGCUCCAUCGCCACUACCGUCAAGCUUCGACACAGUCAAACAGGAAAGAUGGAUGUAGUCAUAGGAGCUCUGAAGGAACGGAUGGAGCUUAGAGAAAGUUUCAUCAGAGAAUCACAGACUGUGAAAAGUUACGGCACAUUAGUAACAGUUCCGUGGAGCAAAGGCCAAGAAGGCAUGCUUUGGUUCCCGAAUGCAAUCGCUGACGGCGCUGUUGAGUUCGAGAAGCAUCCAGAUGGACUCUGGUUGAAAGUAAUUGAGUGGGCCAUACCGAAUGGAAUUAUUUUGGAGAACCAGAGCUACGACAUUGCAACAGACGAAAAGAAGAAUCAUACUUGGUUAUCCAACGACAGGGAAAUUAGGUUUGAAGAUAUCAUCAUUGUCUCCGACGAAUGCCCCCCAGCGGAGGAAAAUGGUAGGUCAUAUACGCUUUGGACAAAGGCGCACGAGCAGAACGAGCUAUUCAUCAACGGGAAACACGUCGAGGUUCAACAAAUCUCAUUCUCCUGGGAUCUAAGUAUGUCGGAGAAGCUUUCCGCCGUCGGAGACUUUCUUGGAUCAUACUCUAUCAAAGACUUAGAAUAUAGAUGUCUCAAGCCUUCAGGUCGGAAGAAGGGGAGCAAGUAUGUGAGAAUUCUGCAUUACAAUUUGGUAUGGGAAAUCACGGAAAUGCAGGUCAAGACAUACGUAAAGGCAAUCUUUCCUAAGGCGGUAGGUCCACCGACAAUGCAACUCGCCAAGCAAAGACCAGUCACCGCUGGUGAGAUGCGUGCGGGAGAGUCAAGAAGUCUCGAUCUAGAGCACGAUAUUAUGAUCACGGAAGGUAUCGAGGAUUUGCCGGCGGUUCUUGACGGCGACCAUGAUGCCGACGAAAUGCAUACCGAUCCUGAUGUUCGCGGCUCCGGACUCGACAGGGAGGCAUCGAUUGAUUUGGACGACUUCAUAGGUACUCACAGCUUGUUAGCCGACCCUGCUAGAGCUCGCUCACGGCAACAAAUGGAAACUCCGAGCCAUGACAAUUCUGGAACGCAGCUCCGCAAUAGAAGCUUAAACCGCUCGAUGGCUGGGAAUAACACACAGAUCGGGCAAUGGAGAAUAGUUCAGGCUGCGGAAUCACCCGCUGGUACGUCAAGCCCAAGACAAGAUGGCAGAUAUCGAGAAGGCUGCUACACCUGCAAGGAUCGCAAGAAGAAAUGUGACACUGAAUACUUCUGGGAUCAGCCGACACAAGCUUCAACAUGCAUUGAAUGUAACCGCCAAGGCAUUGAAUGCCACAUGAAAAAGCCAGACUGGGCAGAUGACCCUGUCCAAGUCAUGCUACGAGAGGAAGAACGGAAACUCAUCUUACUUGGCAAGAGGAAGUCGAGGGACCUGGAAGGAGUGGCCAGUGAGAGCCGUUCUAGGGGGAGAAGUGGUGACAGGGAACGAAGCUCCAAUUUCGGUCGUGAUGGCGAGAACUUCCAAAUGGGUAGAGAAAAUCCCGUCGCGAUGAGUGGGCCGUCGGUACAGAAGAGGAUUCCUGGGAAAGGGAAGGCGAUACGAGGUGGCUUGAGCAGGAGAGUCUGAAAACCUGAGAGGCACACUUCAUCGUGGGUUGCGUUGAUCAUCUUCUAGCGAUCAAGAAUUUCGGUAUUGUCCAAUAUCACCACAUGGCUUUUUGCUAAGCGAUCCUUCGUUCCACAUUUAUCAGAGAACUCCUACCCUGCUGCCCACUUCUUCAAUAUCCAGCUGAAACUCGUUUCAUCUCCUACACUGCGGCCUGCUAGCCACGAAGACGCCGUGGCAAACCCCCCGGAAACUAUAGCACAUGCCUGCGCGAGCCAAUUAAAAAUAGCAACGCCAUAGCCUCACAUUGCUGCACUCUGCAGAUAUGCAAACACACUAUGUGCUCCGACAUUCCCCAGUAUCGAUUGAAGGGAGGCAGCAACGGAGCC